This is a messenger RNA of Biomphalaria glabrata, 3792 nucleotides long. Its product is annotated as proteinase-activated receptor 1-like. The transcript has 3 exons. The record is from RefSeq and is a predicted model, not a curated record. Lineage: Eukaryota; Metazoa; Mollusca; Gastropoda; Planorbidae. Gene Ontology annotation, molecular function: G protein-coupled receptor activity. Gene Ontology annotation, cellular component: plasma membrane. The coding region runs from base 135 to 1283 and encodes 382 amino acids. Gene Ontology annotation, biological process: G protein-coupled receptor signaling pathway.
UUAGAGUAGCACGACUUUCCGGAACUGUAUUUCCCAUCUCGCUCACGGAGUAAGAGUUGGAACUGUAGAAAAUACAAUUAAAUUUAUCUCAAGUUUCAGAUUGUUGGUAACAUUGCUGUAGCUGGUGUCCAAGAAUGUCCAUACUUGACUGUCACAACGGCACCGGCUCAAACUGUUCCUCUUUCAAUUCAAGCGACACUCUCAAUGAAACGGAACAAUCAAAUGAAUUCGAAGAUUAUUAUGACACUGCAUACAAUCUGGCCUAUGAAGAUGUCAAGUAUAUAUUUCGAAAUUACAAUAUUUUGCUGUGGAUUCUUGGCGUGCCAAGCAAUGCGCUCAUUAUCGCCCUUAUCGUGAGUAUGAAACGCAUUGGUGCGGCCUCGUUCCUAAUCAUCUAUCUCUCCGUCAUGGACAGCUUGACCUUGACUGCCUACCUGGUCCAACGUCAGCUGUACUACACCGAUCACCAGAAAACCACCUGGAGCUGCAGAUUUUACCACUCGGCGGGAUUAUCCUUUGCUGGAGUGGCUAACUGGACUUUGGUGUUGAUCACUGUGGAAAGGUUUUUGUCUGUCUGCUACCCAUUCCGACGACAGCUUCUGAUAAGCAAGAACUUCUUCAUAAUCUCCGUUGGAAUACUUUCUAUUGUGCUAACUCUGGUUAUCUUUACCAUGGAGGCUCUCACAGCUGAUGCAUCGGAAGGCGUCUGCCAAGAGCACGAUGACGAGCACCUCUUAGAGAUUGCUAGAGUGUUAAUUAUUUACGCCAUACCGUUUUUCUUCAUUGCCAUCUUUACCGCUGCCGUUCUCCGUAAGAUAAGCUCCAGCUCCAAGAGAAGGGCUUCGAUCACUUCACUUCAAAUAAAACCGUGCUCAACGAAAAACGGCGGGCCGGAAAACGGCCACACCACCAUGACAAGCAUUCAGAUGAUAGAGACGUCCCUGAGCCAGCUCAUGCUAGCAGCUGCCUUCUUGUACCUCGCCCUGAACAUCCUGUACUGCGUGGAAGCGCUGGUGCUGAAACAAAUCUACCAGCACAACAAGUCGAGGAGGCUACAUCACCUGGACUUCGCGUGCCGCAUCAUUCGGGACUGGAACCACGCCUUGAACCUGUACGUUUACCUGGCCUUCUCCAAAGGUUUUCGAUUGAAUUUUAGAAAGCUUUUCCGGUUCAAUGAUCGGGCGUUUGGGUCGUUCCGAAGGGCGAGCAGCAGUAGCACAGGAGGACACACCACGGUGUCAUCAACAAAGACCACUUCAGAGAAUACUGAGACUGUACAUUAAAGUCACUAAGCUUUGAUUUGUACAUAUUUACAAAUAACAUUCGGUUAAUUUAUUUAAAAUACCUUUUUCGUUGUAACUUUCGUACUUAAUAUUGUCACAGGAGGAAGGGUCUAAACUUUGUUACGAUAUUUUCCCAUUAUGGGCGUAGCCAGGAUUUUUUUCGGGGUGGGAGGUGGGGGUAAGAGGUGGGGGACUUUUUCUCCCCCCACCCCGCCGCAAAAAAAUAUGUGUGUGUGUGUACAUAAUACAUCUUUAUUACAUUCUGACACUUCAUUCUUUCGGAAGACGUUUAUUGUACCCUAGAAUAGGUUCCUCUUGGAGUUAAUGGAAAAAUUACAGACUCCCCACCCUUGCCAGCAAGGGCCACAGCGCUCCCCCAGCGCGGGGCGGAGUACUGCCGCCAAGCACUAUUUCCAGCAUUGAAAGCCAACAAAAUGUAUAUUCAGAGGUAUCUACAGUGCAUUAUCCUGCUGUUAAAAAGUUUUAUUUCAAAAACCUUUUGUGCUAUUCUUACUAUUCUAACUUACUUAGAUCCUCCCGCCUCGUUCGGCAAAUUGGGCGGCAAGCUGCUUCCACAAAAAUAUGUCACUGGCAAUGUCUGAAGCCACUCCCCACCUGCUCUGAGGACCUCCAUGAAAGUAUAACGCCAAGUUGUACUAGGAUGUCCCUGUUUGCGCUUUCCUCGUAAUAGCCUCAGCGUCAUCGCGACUCUUAUUAUGCCUAAUUCAUUUUGUCGGAGAACAUGUCCCGCAAACCUCAUGCGACGCUCUGUCACAACCUUACUAAGGGGUCGACUCCCAGUUCGGCAUAGGAUUUCCUUGAAUGAGACCAGAUCUUUAGAACUGACUUCUAAAAUCCGUCUUUGCCAUCUUUGCUGAGACUUAUUAAGUCUUUUUCACUGGUAGAAAUUUGUAACCUCUCUUGACUACGCUCUUGGAAUUAGGUGACUGUAGUUUGCUUUAGGUUUUAUAUCGAAAAGGGAAGUUUUAUCGUCAAAAUCAUUUUUUGGGGGUUUAAACAAAAAAAAUCUAUGGAGCUCAUAGAAUUUAGUUUGCUUUAGAAUAAAAUUGAAGAGAGAGGUCUUCAACCUCAAAACUCUCUGAAUGGGAAUAUUUAAACUCAAAUCCAUCUGGAAGGGUUAAAAAAAGCUCUCUGGAGGAGUGGGGUUUAAACUCAAAACCCCCCUUGGCUUGGCUACGCUCAUAGAAUUUUGAGUGUGUAAUUUGCUUUUUUUUUUAGAUUGAAGAGGUAUUUUUUUUAGUUUCAAACCCCACAGGAGCGGGGUUUAAACUAAAAACACCCUUUGGCAACAAUCAUAGCAUUUUGUGUAAUCUGCUUUUUUUUAUAUUGAAGAGGUAUUUUUAGCUUCAAACCCCGCUAAAAGGGGAUUUAAACUCAAAACCCCAUUUUGCUACGCUCAUAGAUUUUUGAGUGUGUAAUUUUCCUUUUUUUUAUAUUGAAGAGGUGGUUUUUAGUUUCAAACCUCGCUGGAGGGUUAGAACCCUUCUUGGAUACGCUCAUAGAACCUGGUGACUGAUGUAUGGAUUGUCUUGUAUCUAAGAGGGGGUUUUAUCGUAAAUUUCUGAGGGGGUUUUAAAAUUAAAAUCUUCCUUAGCUAUGCUCUUGAAAUUUGGGGAUUGUCGUUUGCAUUCUUUUUUCUUUUUUGUUUAUGUUUUAUAGAAGAGGUAGAUUAGACUGCAAAACCCCCUAGAAGGGGUUUUAAACUCAAAACUUCCUUGGCUGUGCUGGGGCAAGUGAUGGUUUAGUAUUAAAAUCUCACCUAAAAUAAACAAAAUCAAAGCAAACAAAGUUACAAAGACAGUUUGUGUUAAGCACAAACUCAAAAUAUGCCCCCAAAGUGGUUCACCUAGAGUCUUCACCAGGAUUCGAACCAGGGGCGGACUGGCUAUAUGGGCAUUUGGGCUAAUGCCCGGUGGGCCGGUACCCUAAUGGGCCGGUGGGGGUCACCAAAAUGGCCGCAUCAAUGCCACUAUGGCACAAAUAGUAUUGUUACAGUUUGUUUAAUCUCUUAUAAAAAUGCCCUCUGUGUGUCGUGUUUAAAAAUUUUUUUAUCAGACUCUACAGUGUAAUACUAUUUUAAUCUAACACAUUUUCCGAAAUAAUGUAAUAGUCUACUAGUAGACUUCAUCCUUUUAGGGCCUACAUACUCAGUGAUUAGAAAGCAACUAAAGGCCUAUAUUUCUUAUAAAGAUAGAUGUCACCGUAUGCUUGCUUCUAGAUACAUUAUCAAACUUAAUGAUUCUGAGGACAGGUAGACCAUCAUAUGAUAUAGAACUUGUAUAGAAAUGCCCGGGCCGAUUUUGAUACCCAGUCCGCCCCUGAUUCGAACAAGAGAUUUCCAGUUCCAAGUGUUUUACCCCUCAGCCACAGCAUCACCAUAUAUUCUUUUAGCGUACACUUAUAUUUUUAAAAAUAAUAACUAUUAAUCUUAUCAACACAUUCGAAAUUAAUAACAUGUUACAUUGUAAUAAAGAGAAACUAAAAAAGA